Molecule: messenger RNA, 2964 nt
Organism: Chanos chanos (milkfish)
Lineage: Eukaryota; Metazoa; Chordata; Actinopteri; Gonorynchiformes; Chanidae
Gene: scube2
Product: signal peptide, CUB domain, EGF-like 2
Exons: 22
Coding region: 1-2964 (987 amino acids)
Biological process (GO): signal transduction
Cellular component (GO): cell surface
Molecular function (GO): calcium ion binding
Source: RefSeq, a predicted model, not a curated record
AUGGGAGCUAUUUGUAUUGCAAGGGACUUCUGUUUGUUUUUACUCUUGUUAAAUACUCGCCAAAGCGCCGCACUUCCUCAGAAUAGUGAUGCCGACCAAUGUGCUGAGGGAAGUGAUGGUUGUCACAUUGAUGCUAUUUGUCAAAAUACUCAAGCAUCUUACAAGUGCACAUGUAAAUCGGGCUUUAAAGGGGACGGUAAACAUUGUGAAGACAUUGAUGAAUGCGACAUCGAGUUCAACGGUGGUUGUGUGCACGAAUGUAACAACAUACCAGGCAAUUAUCGAUGCACUUGCUACGAUGGAUUCAAUUUGGCACACGAUGGACAUAACUGUCUCGAUGUUGACGAAUGUGUCUUCAACAAUGGUGGCUGUCAGCAUGUGUGCGUCAACACCAUGGGUAGCUAUGAGUGCCGCUGUAAGGAAGGCUUUUUCUUAAGUGACAACCAGCACACAUGCAUCCAUCGGUCUGUGGAGGGUCUCAGCUGUAUGAAUAAGGAGCAUGGUUGUGCACACAUCUGCAAGGAGACACCCAAAGGGGGUGUGGCCUGUGAGUGCAGGCCAGGAUUUGAGCUGGCCAAAAACCAAAGAGGCUGUAUCUUAACCUGUAACCAUGGCAACGGGGGCUGUCAGCACAUCUGUGAAGACACUGAGCAGGGUCCUAUAUGCAGGUGUCAUGCGAGGUAUGCCCUGCAUGCAGAUGGGAGAUCCUGUAUAGAAAGGGAUGAAGCAGCUGCUGACACCUCAGAUCACAACGCCACCUCGCUUGCCGAAGUGGACAAACGCGUCAAGCGACGAUUACUCAUGGAGACGUGUGCUGUGAACAAUGGGGGCUGUGACUGCACCUGUAAGGACACAUCCACAGGUGUACGAUGUACUUGUCCCAUUGGCUUCACCCUUCAGCCUGAUGGCAAAACCUGCAAAGACAUAGAUGAAUGUGAGCUCCACAAUGGCGGCUGUGACCACUUCUGCAGAAACACCAUCGGCAGCUUUGAGUGCAGCUGCCGGAAGGGUUUUAAACUGCUCACAGAUGAGCGCUCAUGCCAGGAUAUUGAUGAGUGCUUCUUUGAGAGAACAUGUGACCAUACUUGUGUGAACUCACCUGGUAGUUUCCAGUGUGUGUGCAACAAAGGCUACACCCUCUAUGGCCUUGCUCAUUGCGGAGACAUAAACGAGUGCAGUGUAAAUAAUGGAGGUUGUGAACACCGUUGUGAGAAUACAAUGGGAGGGUUUGAAUGUCAUUGCCACCCUGGUUACAAACUGCACUGGAACAAGAAGGACUGCAUUGAAGUCGAAGGUUUUUCCCCUGCUGUGAUACCACCUGCUAGACCCACCCUGAACUGCACAAAGCAGGGAGGAGGUGACCAUUGCUAUCUCAGCUGUCAGUCUCAGAUUCACAUCAGCAGUGAUGCUACUUCCACACUACGAAUCAAAACCAUUGCAACGUUUAAGUCUAGUCAGGGAAAGUGCAAUCUCAAACGGAGUCAGGAGAAACUGAAAGAAGGCUUCAAUACAGCUCUGAAACCCUUGCACACAGAAAAUGUCCAAUUCAGCUUUGUUAGCCUGCGCUGCAGCUCUAUAGGCAGGCGGCUGCGCAGUCGUCACGGCCGGAAGGCAGGCGAGGAGGAGGGCUCUUCCAUCACGGCUGAGUUUGAGCUUGAUGUGAACGUAGAGGAGGUAACAGAUGGCUGUGAUCUCAGUUGUGCGCGACGCCGUUCUGAGAAGCGGCUACGGAAGACAAUACGUACCCUGCGCAAGUCAAUAAACAGAGAACAGUUCCACCUGCACUUCGCUGGUUCUGAGUAUGAGUUGGCGAAGAAGAUGAGCCGACCUGCUGACCUACCUGAGCACUGUAGCACAGGACAGGUGCUGGUUGACAAGAUUUGUGUGAGCUGCAGCGUUGGAACGUACUUUGACGGGGAAUUGGGAAGGUGUGUUUUGUGUCCCGCUGGAACGUACCAAGAUGAAGAGGGGCAGGUGUCAUGUGAGGUGUGUCCAGGGCCCGAGGGAAGGGGAACUCCCAGGUCGGCAGGGGCUCGAAACAUUUCGGAGUGUGGAGGUCAGUGUUCUCCAGGGCAAUACUCUCACGAUGGCUUUGUGCCAUGCCUUCCUUGUCCUCGGGGCACCUACCAACCAGAGGUGGGGCGCACUUCCUGUUUCCCAUGUGGAGGAAAUCUCAUCACCAAGCAUGAGGGUGCAGUGUCAUUUCAGAGCUGUGAGACUAAAGUCCAGUGCUCACCGGGGCAUUACUACAACACAAGCACACACCGCUGCAUCCGCUGCCCUGUGGGAACCUACCAGACAGAGUUUGGCCAGAACUACUGUGUGGCCUGUCCUGGAAACACCACCACUGAUUUUGAUGGCUCCACAAACAUUAUGCAGUGCAAAAAUAGGCGAUGCGGAGGAGAGUUGGGGGAUUACACCGGCUUUAUCGAGUCCCCCAACUACCCAGGGAACUAUCCUGCCAAUGUUGAGUGCACCUGGACUAUCAACCCUCCACCCAAACGCAGGAUCCUCAUUGUGGUGCCAGAGAUUUACCUCCCUAUUGAGGAUGAGUGUGGGGACUAUUUAGUCAUGAGGAAGAGUUCUCUCCCGAAUUCUGUGACGACUUAUGAGACAUGUCAGACGUAUGAACGGCCCAUUGCUUUCACCUCUCGCUCAAAGCGACUUUGGAUCCAGUUCAGAUCCAAUGAGGGGAACAGUGGGAAAGGCUUCCAGGUGCCUUAUGUAACUUACGAUGAGGACUACCAGGAGCUUAUUGAAGACAUUGUUAGGGAUGGAAGAUUAUAUGCCUCUGAGAAUCACCAAGAAAUUCUGAAGGACAAGAAGCUCAUGAAGGCUCUUUUUGAUGUUCUUGCCCAUCCACAAAACUUCUUCAAUUACACAGCCCAGGAAUCCAGAGAAAUGUUUCCAAAGUCAUUUAUUAAGUUUCUUCGCUCCAAAGUUUUGAGAUUUUUGCGUCCCUAG